Molecule: messenger RNA, 342 nt
Organism: Zasmidium cellare ATCC 36951
Lineage: Eukaryota; Fungi; Ascomycota; Dothideomycetes; Mycosphaerellales; Mycosphaerellaceae
Exons: 1
Coding region: 1-342 (113 amino acids)
Source: RefSeq, a predicted model, not a curated record
AUGUAUGUCGAUUAUAUGGUCGCACUCACGAUCUCGCAAGUAGCACUUGCUGCGAAUCUUACCGACUGCUAUUACUUCGAUCAAGGACCAGUGGCUGUCAAUAAUACCAUCUGCCCAGGCUCGUCAGCAUGCUGCGGUCCGACAGCGAAUCAAACGAAGACGAACCGCCAAAUCCUCGCCAGUAUACUCGACUCUUUUACCCUUGAUUCUGUAAUGUCAUCAGCACCUACUGCUUACUCGAACGUCCUAUAUCCUCAAAACGACGACGCGACACUCGAUAUGGACUACUACUCGACCAUUCAUCCGCCCAUUUGCGCGAAGAUCUGGGGCCCGCAUGGCUAG